CUUCCGACUUUCCCCAUUCAUUUCUCUCUCACUCAGAUAUAUAUACAUACAUACACACUCUCCCUAUACAUACACUCUACUCUCUCUCCGAAGAACUUGCAAUUUAUGUUUUGAUCCGAGUUAAAAACUGCUGUUUGCUACAAUCAGGCGAUUUGAUUUCACGUUUUCACGAUACCAGAGGCCGCAUUAAUUAUAAAUAGAUAGAAAGAUUUUGCAGGGAAAAAAGGUUUUCAAUUGAGAGGUUUUAGGGUUUGCUAAUUCACAAUAUACUGCUGUUGUAUAGGUAGAUUGGGGUUUUUAAUUUUGUUCAGUUCUGGUUGUUAAUAUGUUGGGAGCAGGAGUGCAGUUCAAUAAGAGUAAAAAUGGUGAAGAUCGAUUUUACAGCGCCGCUAGGGCUCGCCGGAGUCCGGAUUUUUUGCGGAGGGCUCAGGGUGACGUCACCUCCAGGCGGAGCCGCCGUGAUGAGCUGCCGCUGGAAAAGUCAAAGCCGGCGGCUCCGGCUUUGCAGCCGGUUCCAGAACCCUCGCCUUUGUGUAAUCUCGAGAGGUUUUUGGAAUCUGUUACGCCUUCCGUCCAAGCACAGUACUUAUCUAAGAUGACAAUAAGGGAUUGGAGAACGUGCAAUGUCGAGUUUCAGCCUUUUUUUGUGCUCGGUGAUUUAUGGGCGUCGUUCAAAGAAUGGAGUGCCUAUGGUGCCGGAGUGCCUUUGGUAUUGGAUGGAAGCGAGGGCGUGGUUCAGUAUUAUGUUCCCUAUUUGUCAGGAAUUCAAUUGUAUGCAGACCUAUCUAAGAGUACAGCAAAGUCAAGGAAACUUGGUGAAGAAAGUGACGGUGAAUACUCUAGGGAUUCUAGUAGUGAUGGAAGCAGUGAUGGCGAACAAGAUAGAGGGGGCUUUAAUUAUUCAAAUAAACAACUUACUUAUCUUCAAGAAGGCUUUUCUAGCGAUGAAGGUGAAUCCGAAAGUUCACGGAGUUGCUUGUUAUUUGACUACUUUGAACGUGACAAACCAUAUUGUAGGGAGCCUUUGGCGGACAAGAUAUCCGAUCUUGCUCGUAAAUUCCCAGAACUAAAAACACUCAGAAGUUGUGAUUUACUUCCAUCGAGUUGGAUUUCUGUGGCAUGGUACCCCAUUUACAGAAUACCAACGGGGCCAACUCUUAAAGAUUUGGAUGCUUCCUUUCUAACCUUUCAUUCUCUUCACACUCAUAUGACAGGAAAUGAAGCGAUGCAUCGGCCAAUUGUGACGUAUCCAUCUGAGAUUGACGGUGUUCCACAGAUUUCACUCCCAGUAUUCGGCCUUGCUUCGUAUAAAUAUAAAGAAUCGCUGUGGACCCCACCGAAUGUCGGGAAUCAGGGGCAGAUAGCGGAAUCUCUCUUGCAAGCUGCUGAUAAUUGGCUGAAUUUACUACAAGUCAAUCACCCCGAUUUCUCUUUCUUCUGCCGUAGAUAAAUUUUUAUUGUAGUGUUGUUUAAGUUAUGAGGCGAAACAUAAUUCUACCAAAAAAAAAAUAAAAAAAAUUGGUUGUAUAAGCUGUACGUGUGCGCUGAACUGAGCAUGCGACACUUUGGCUGGUGUAGAACUGUAAUAUACUAUUCUAAUGUCUGAGAAGUUGGUAGGGUUUCGGGCAUACUUGUAGAGAAAUUGCUGUUUGUUUUAACUAGUUGCACCGAUGUAUACUAAAAACUAUAUUAUCGGACUAAUAAUGAACCGAUGUUCUAUAUAUAGUUGCUGAGAAUUGUGUCCUCUCGUCA
This is a messenger RNA of Erythranthe guttata (spotted monkey flower), 1752 nucleotides long. RefSeq lists its product as uncharacterized. The record is from RefSeq and is a predicted model, not a curated record. Lineage: Eukaryota; Viridiplantae; Streptophyta; Magnoliopsida; Lamiales; Phrymaceae.